UAAGCCGAAAGGAACGAAGGUUAGCUGAGCUCUUUAUCUCGUCCUUUUUUGUCAGGUUUCACACGUUGUGAGGAGGGAAGGAAUCCGCUGAUGACGAGGCGUCUAUGAUCAAAAAGUUGUUACACGGACUCCAUUUAUUUUUUCCCCUUUGCAUCUUUCAAUGAAGUGCUUUCUAAGCUAAGGUGGUUUAGUCUUCUUUCCCCACUCCACAAGAAAAGUACGGGUGCAAAUAGUUUUCUCAGGCUGGAUAUAUAUAUGUAUAUAGGGAGAGAGGGAGGACUUUACCUUAUGCCGGAGCUCUCGUUUGACACGGGUUCCGGGUUCAGGAUUUUUGCGGGCUUCUGGAGAAAUGGUGUUUGAAUUUAUGAGCAUUUAAGUGAAUGAGAAAUUUAAUCAUCCGUUGCCGAUAGCAGUCCUUUAUAUUGUUUCGUUGAGGAGAAGAUGGAGUUUUAAGGUGUCAAAAGGCUUGCUGGAGGGAUUUGGAAGCAGAUUUUAUGCCAAGAUCUAUUUAGAUUGGUUUUCUUCGUAAAGAAAUCUAGUAGUUCAUUGGAGGCAAGUCAGCUUUUGGAGGUGUUUUUGAGAAAAAUCCAAAGAUCAAUGGUAAUUCAAAUGGGUUCAAGAAAGUUGAAUGUGGUCGUGCUGCUUCUUUGUUCUCUGGUGGCGGUUUUAGGUUUCGGUAUGGAAGUCACAGCUCGCAGCACUCAGGAACUCAUUGCUAUCUCUCAUAUUGGGGCAGUAGAAAGACUUUUAGUGGAGGGGGCGAACGACUCAGCAUCUGUGGAUAAUUUGUCAGCUAGAACAGAAAGAAUUGAUCCUUUGGAUGAUUUCAAGAAGUACAAAGGAGGCUACAACAUUACGAACAAGCAUUAUUGGAGUUCGACAAUAUUUACAGGUAGAUAUGGGUACAUCAUUGCAAUCCUAUGGCUUGUUGGGGGUCUCCUUUAUGCUGCAAUUGUAGUUACCAUAAACACUUGCUUCACCAAGAAAGCAAGAAGAGAGAAUGGGCAAUUCCCCUGCUCCAAGAGAUACUGUCUCUGGUCUAUUUUCCUGGGCAUUCUCUUAACAAUCCUAGCAAUAGUUGCUUCUGGAGUAGUACUUGGUGGAAGCUUAAGAUUCCAGUCAAGAGCCCAGUCAACUAAAAACAUCAUUGUAGAAACUGCAGAAGAGGCAUCAGGAACAAUAUACAAUGUAACUGAAGCUGUUGGAGCCAUGCAAAACGUCUCAGAGUUCUAUGGUGGCCCUCAAGCAUCCAAAAGUCUAAAUAAGACAUUAGAGAAUCUAGAUGAUGAAGCUGAUAGCAUACAGAGAACAGCAGUGAAGAAAAUGCGGCUGGUCAACAAGGGCAUCAAAAUAUUGAAAGUGCUUACCAUUGGCACCGUUGUGCUAAACCUGAUUGCCAUUCUUGCUUUGUUAGCAUCAAGGCCUCUCAAGCUUCACCAGGCUCUUUAUUGGCUUAUCAUUCUUUGCUGGUUAUUGACAUUCCUCUUCUGGAUAUACUUUGGGCUGUAUUACUCCCUAGACAAGUUUGUUGGUGAUUCCUGUGUAGCUCUUGAUGAAUACCGGUUGAACCCUGAAAAUAGCACAUUAAGUUCGAUCCUCCCAUGUAAUAAGAAGCUUUCAUCCAAUAAACUUCUACGUGAUGUCGGAGCUGGAAUCUACAAUAUAGUUGAUCAGGUAAAUGCAAACAUAUCAGCAGCGAAGUCAUCGGCUCUUCCAGAUCUAGAAUAUAUCUGCAAUCCUUUCUCUGGACCACCUGAAUACAGUUAUCAGCCAGAAAAUUGUUCCUCCAACACAAUCAAGAUAGGAGAAAUUCCCCAGAUUUUGAAGAAGUAUACCUGCUCAGAGGAUGGUGGUGGAACCUGUAUAUCAGCUAGCGACUACGACAGAGUGCUAGUCUAUACGAGCUCGAUUCAGAAUAUUGUUGAUGAUUUCCCUGGUAUGGAGAAGCUGGUGGAUUGCCAAAUGGUGAAAGAUGCAUUCUCUGAGAUCCUUUCCAACCAAUGCAAACCACUGAAGAAAUAUGUCCACAUGACAUGGGCCGCACUGGCAACUCUGUCAACAAUUAUGGUGGCUCUUGUUUUGUUUUGGAUAUUAGAAGCUCAGCAUGACAAUCGACAACAUUCAACUGAUGGCUCUGUAAAACCCCACCCAUCAUCAACAGACACAGCAGAAGCGGACAUAACUGAGAUUGCAACUAGACCGAUGGAAGUUAAAAUGCAACCAUGACACCAAGUUGCUGAGGAAUAUUGAGAGUGUUCAGCACAAAGCUAAAGUUGGAAGCAUUAGAAAAAGAAAAGAUGCGGUGAGAUGUGGAUGAACAAGUGGAGCUUCUCUUCUUUUUGGAGAUUUGUGAGGCAUAUAUGGGAUUGAGACUGGGAUCCAAAGGAGACCGUCCAACCUAGCCAUUUUUUUUACUAUUUUUAUUUUUAUUUUUAUUUUUUAUUUUUAUUUUUUUGCUUUUCUGGUUUGGAGAAACCAGCCACAACAGAGAUUUAUAUCAUAGGCUGAGAAUGUUCUCUCCUAUAAUUGUAAAGAAAAAUUUCAAGGAAAUUGAAUAAAUGAUUACGGUUAUGUUGCUUGGCGAUUCCAAGUACA
This is a messenger RNA of Elaeis guineensis (African oil palm), 2595 nucleotides long. The record is from RefSeq and is a predicted model, not a curated record. NCBI's taxonomy places the organism in Eukaryota, Viridiplantae, Streptophyta, Magnoliopsida, Arecales, Arecaceae.